CUCUCCGACGUCAAAACCGUGGACAAGCAGGUCACUCUCCUGCACUUUAUUGCGGACACGAUUGAGCGCGAAUAUCCUGACCUACUGACCUUCUACGAGGAAUUGGAAGGGGUCACCCUCGCUGCCAAAGGUUUGUCCUUUCUCCUGUUGCUUUUUCUUUCUCACAAUCUCUGA
Molecule: messenger RNA, 174 nt
Organism: Dibothriocephalus latus
Lineage: Eukaryota; Metazoa; Platyhelminthes; Cestoda; Diphyllobothriidea; Diphyllobothriidae
Source: the annotation of a GenBank genome assembly